Molecule: messenger RNA, 795 nt
Organism: Lycium ferocissimum
Lineage: Eukaryota; Viridiplantae; Streptophyta; Magnoliopsida; Solanales; Solanaceae
Exons: 1
Coding region: 22-471 (149 amino acids)
Source: RefSeq, a predicted model, not a curated record
UUCACCAACAGGCCUCUGAACAUGUCGCGAUUCGUGAUUUUUUUCUUAUUUUUUGUGGUGGCUAUACAUAUAGCCAAUGGAUUGAAUCCACGAAAACUCGAUGAGGGUGAGAGCAAGUGUGGAGGUUGUCCUUGUGACAAACCUUGUAAUCCACCUUCACCACCACCACCUCCACCUUCACCACCACCACCUCCACCAGAUUUGCCACCACCAUCACCGCCACCACCAAAGAAACCGCCAAGCGGCUAUAACUGCCCUCCUCCUCCUUGUUCCGAUGGUUGCGGCGGAGGAGGAGGUGGUGGUGGUGAAAAUGUUCCCUCUUCUCCAAAUUCACAAUAUAUCUAUAUGACUGGUCCACCAGGGGAUUUGUACCCCGUUGACCAUAACGUUGAUGGUGCAAAAAGGAGCUUUUCUAGUGGAUUUUCACUUUUGAUCAGUGGAUUCUUCUUGGGAUUGCUUUUAUUUUGGUGAAAGAUCAAAUCAAAUUCUCUGUGUAAAAGAAGAAGAAUAAGAGGAAGAAGAGGAGGAGGAGAAACAGCAAAUUUCAAAGACCAAUAAUUUAGUGGCUACGAAUAUAUUCUAAUUCUAUUAUUAGUAAGUUGGUCCUUAGCUGUAAUCUUGAUAUUCAUGUGUUUCAUAUAGUUCCAUAACCUUCUAAAUUUUCUUCCACUUGUUGGAAAAUUGAAUGUCUAUCCUAUUUCAAGAGACAAGUUAUUGAUUGUUGUAAAAUUAAAUGUCUAUCCUAUUUCAAAAGACAAGUUAUUGAUCGUCUGCUCAUGAUAGCUAUUUCCUAUU